Molecule: messenger RNA, 2029 nt
Organism: Raphanus sativus (radish)
Lineage: Eukaryota; Viridiplantae; Streptophyta; Magnoliopsida; Brassicales; Brassicaceae
Product: transcription factor bHLH157
Exons: 8
Coding region: 301-1923 (540 amino acids)
Biological process (GO): regulation of DNA-templated transcription
Molecular function (GO): DNA-binding transcription factor activity; protein dimerization activity
Source: RefSeq, a predicted model, not a curated record
AGCUUAUAUCUAUAGAUGGACAAAGGCUUUAAACUCCUUUUAAAUAGCUUGAACAAAAAGCAAAGCAAUUCUCUUUUUUUUCUGUCUGCAUAUUAGAAGAAAACCACAAACAGACAUUUCUUCUUCUUCUCUGUUUUCCAGCUUUUGUCUUUGGAGUUUGGUUUCUGGAGAAGACAAAAGUUUCACACUUUUUAAGAGUUCGAGACCCAUUAUCCAUAAGUACUCUAUAAGUGGAGAUCAUUCAUAAAUAAUUUAAGAAGUCUUCUCGAGUCUUGUGAGCCUUGGAUUCUUGAUUUGGUGAUGAUGGAUAUGGAGGUUAAGCAGAUAUUGAAGAGUCUAUGUUUCAGAUAUGGAUGGUCUUAUGCUGUCUAUUGGUGCUAUGACCCCAUAAAUCCAAUGUUACUGAGAGUUGAAGAUGCACACAAUGAUGAACAAUCAUCAGCCUCAUUCGUUGAUGAUAUGAUUCUCCAGACUCAUGUCUUAGGCCAAAGCAUCGUGGGUGAAGCUGCUUUAACCGGUAACUACCAAUGGCUGUUCUCAGACACACUUGUUCAGUGUGAGCAUGAGUUUCAGAAUCAGUUUCUCUCUGGCUUUAAGAGUGUCGCAAUCAUUCCAAUAGGAUCAAGCGGCGUUGUUCAGUUAGGGUCUACUCAAAAGAUUGUUGAGAGCCCAGAGAUGUUGGAAGAAACAGAAAGAGCUCUGCUGGAGAAGCAUUCUUCGAAACUCAAGGAUCAGUCCGUGGAUCUUGAUAGUUUGUUCGAGUCUCUAGUACCACUUGUAGACUGUGAGAUUGUCCCUGAAUCUUAUCAAGGACUCAGCUUCGAUGACAUCUUCACCGAAGAAGACACUAAUCCUCCUUCUUUGCUCAGCAGCCCUAUCUUCGAUAAACCAACCUCUGAAGCCCCCCUAAAACCUUCUUCUUCAGACAUUAACGGAGAUGAUGAUACCGUGUUCGACAUUCUCAACUCUUACUCUUUGGACGAUCUUUACCAGUUGCUCGGUGAUUCACCAGAAGAACAGAACUGCUCAUCAGGAGGUGAUCAUCACUCCAUGUUGAUCCAAGGAAACGACAAGGAUCUUUUAGACAUGUUGGGGAUCCAUUCCCAUGAUUCUCCGUCUCUGGAUAUGCCGAAAAAGGGACUAUUCUCUGAGCUCAUAAGCACUAGCCUUAGCAACAGCACUAGUUGUCUCACGAAUGUGCAAGAAGACUCUUACUCCGGCCUGAAUCAUAGCAAAAGACGGAAACUCGAAACAUCGACUAGCUCAAGCUUCUUCAUGACUCAGGCGGAGACACUAGCACCUCUUAAUCCUCCCCUGUGGAUUGAUGAAGACGUUGCGGGGAAAUGGAAGAACCAUCAAGAAGAAGAAGGAGUGAAGAAGAAAAAAAGAGCAAAGGGAGGAGAAAGCACGAAGCCGAGGCCUAAAGACAGGCAGAUGAUACAAGACCGUAUCAAGGAGCUACGAGGGAUGAUUCCAAAUGGAGCAAAGUGUAGCAUUGAUACGCUGCUUGAUUUGACGAUAAAACACAUGGUCUUCAUGCAAAGCAUCGCCAAGUACGCUGACAAACUCAAACAACCAUACGAGCCUAAGCUGGUGAAGGAGAAGGAGAGAACAUGGGCGUUGGAAGUUGGGGAUGAUGAUGAGUCGGUGGUAUGUCCAAUCAUCGUGGAGGAUUUGAAACCGCAAGGACAAAUGCAGAUAGAGAUGGUGUGCCAGGAAAAUGGGGAUGAGUUUCUUGAGAUUGCAAAUGUGGUGAGAGGUCUAGGAUUGAACAUACUGAAAGGAGUGAUGGAAACAAGGCAUGGAAAGAUAUGGGCACACUUGAUCGUUGAGGCAAAGCCACACAUCACAAGGCUUCAACUCUUUUACUCACUUGUGCACCUCGUUCACUCCUCUUCUUCCCAAUCCCACCACCAAAUAUGACGACUUAUAAUAGGACUCACUUACUAUUCAUUAUGUAUGCUUUGGUUAAUUUCUUACAUCUGAUUUUUAUGAUUGGUGGAUGGCAAAGAAAGAUGUUGAUAGUUUA